AUUACGUCCUUUCCUCUUCUUCUUAUUAGUAUUAUUCAAAAAAUAGAAAAACAAAAAAAAAAGAAGAAAUCGAUAGUCUCUGCCUUUCCCUCUCUCGAUCUUUCCGUUCGCCCUAGGACCAGCCUCCGCCGUCUCCCUCCCUCGACGUCAUCUCUCCUUACCUCUCCAUCGCUCUCCUCCGCUCACCAUCUCCCUCUUCUGACGACCAGCAACCCACCGGUUCUCCCUCGCGCUCACCGUCUCCCUAUCUCCUCCAGCCGACGCCAUCACCUGGCGACCGCCAUUGGCCGCUCGACUCAUCGGAGAGAGCCAUCUCGUCGCGCUGCGCCACCAUCUGCCACCGCUAGCCUCGCCAAAUCUGGAAGUUGAGGUUAGUUUUGGGCUGUCCGAUUGAAGAGUAGCGGUGCCGUUUAAUUGCUGUCCAGCGGGUUUUCUUUAAAAUUUUGGUACUUAGUAAAGGUAGUAUCUGCUUCUAUUAGUAUCUGCUUCUAGUUGUAUCUGCUUCGUAUCUUUAAAGAUGCUUCCUCUUUCCCUCCUUAAGACUGCUCAAGGACACCCCAUGUUGGUGGAAUUAAAAAAUGGUGAGACUUACAACGGCCAUUUGGUUAAUUGUGACACAUGGAUGAACAUCCAUCUUCGGGAAGUCAUCUGCACUUCUAAAGACGGUGAUCGGUUUUGGCGAAUGCCCGAAUGUUAUAUUCGUGGUAAUACAAUCAAGUAUUUGCGAGUUCCAGAUGAGGUUAUUGACAAAGUUCAGGAAGAAACCAAAAGCCGUGCAGAUAGAAAACCUCUGGGUGUAGGGCGUGGAAGAGGAAGAGGGCGUGAGGAUGGUCCUGGUGGCAGACCAGCUAAAGGAAUGGGGAGAGGCUUUGAUGAUGGUGCGAAAGCUGCUUCUGGCGGCCGUGGAAAGGGUGGCCCUGGUGGGAAACCCGGUGCGAACAGAGUUGGAGGCAGGGGACGAGGUUGAUCAGAUUGAUAUCGGUAACAGAUGAAAUGGACUAACUACAUAUGCAAGCUCUGCCCAGUUUUCACGUCGGCAGCCGUGUGAUUUCUGUUUUAUGCAUUUUCUUUUGGUCUGGAUUCUUGAGUGAAUAUUUAUGCUGAUUGUAGUGCCAGACCUCUGCGAAAGUUGUAAACUAGACAAACGGUUCAUUUUAAUUAAUGGUGUAAUUGAUUGCAAAUUUGGUUUA
Cucumis melo (muskmelon) is the source of this 1190-nucleotide messenger RNA. Its product is annotated as probable U6 snRNA-associated Sm-like protein LSm4. The coding region runs from base 518 to 967 and encodes 149 amino acids. Gene Ontology annotation, cellular component: spliceosomal tri-snRNP complex; U6 snRNP; P-body. The transcript is spliced from 9 exons. Lineage: Eukaryota; Viridiplantae; Streptophyta; Magnoliopsida; Cucurbitales; Cucurbitaceae. The record is from RefSeq and is a predicted model, not a curated record. Gene Ontology annotation, biological process: spliceosomal snRNP assembly; mRNA splicing, via spliceosome; nuclear-transcribed mRNA catabolic process. Gene Ontology annotation, molecular function: U6 snRNA binding.